AUGGAACCAACAUGUUUGGAUACUUCACUCAAUCUCAACGCUCAUCCUUCUUCUGUGCACACGGAUGGGGUUUUGGUGGAAGAGUUGCGUCGACUGAGUUGUGAGAACAAGAGGUUGACUGAGAUGUUGACACACUUGUGUGACAACUACAUGGCUCUGCAGAAGCAAUUAACCCAAUUGAUCAACACAAAUUUUGAGCACGACCCAGUUGAAUCACGCAAGAGAAAAGCAGAGGGUGAAUGUUGUACCAACAAAUUUGGUGUUGUUAACAACAGUAAUGGUGAUUCCAGCUCCAUCACAGAGGAUUCGUUAAAAAGGUACAAGGAUUUCAACUCCUCCCCCAAGGUUUCCAAGGUUCUUGUCAAGACCGAAGCCUCCAACAAUAGCUUAUAUGUGAUGGAUGGAUAUCAAUGGAGGAAAUAUGGUCAAAAGGUCACUAGAGAUAACCCUUCUCCUAGAGCUUACUUUAGGUGCUCCUUUGCCCCAACCUGCCCUGUUAAAAAGAAGGUGCAAAGAAGUUUAGAAGACCCUACCAUACUUGUAACAACAUAUGAAGGAGAGCAUAACCAUGGUCAUCAAAGAGGUGAAAUAUCACUUGUUUCAAACCAGAGUGAAGGCCCUAAAGGGUCAAGUCCUGUUUCCUCACCAACACCCUCAAUUCCAAGUGCUUGCCCCACUCUAAUGCUUGAUAUGGUCAAAUCAGGAUUGGUUGAAAGUGCCCAAAAGUCAUCUGUCCAACAAUUUUUGGUUCAACAAAUGGCUUCUUCUCUGACAAGGGACCCCAAUUUCACCACAGCACUUGCCACUGCCAUUUCAGGAAAAAUUCUAGGGGCCAAAUGGUGA
Sphenostylis stenocarpa is the source of this 843-nucleotide messenger RNA. Lineage: Eukaryota; Viridiplantae; Streptophyta; Magnoliopsida; Fabales; Fabaceae. The record is from the annotation of a GenBank genome assembly.